AUGAAGGAUCUGGGCCCGUUGCGGUAUUUUCUUAGUAUUAAGGUGGCUUUUUCUCCCAAGGGUUACUUUUUGUCCCAAGCUAAAUAUGCUAACGAGGUUAUCCAUCGUGCCAAACUUACUGACACUAAGCUUUUUGAUACCCCCAUUGAGCUUAAUAUAAAGCUCAACACUACUGAUGGUGUUCCUCCAGACGAUCUUACAUUAUAUCGCGAGCUGAUGGAUUGCUUAGUCUAUCUGAUAGUUACUUGCCCUAAUCUUGCCUAUGCUGUCCAUGUGGUUAGUCAGUUUGUUUCUACUCCUCGCUCUUCACAUUGGGCUGCUUUGCUUCGGAUUCUUCGCUAUCUUUGUAGCACCAUCUUUCAAGGCUUGCUAUUCUCUUUUACUUCUUCCUUAGACUUGGUGACUGAUGCUGAUGCUGAUGCUGAUUGGGCUGGUGAUGUUAAUGAUCGUAAAUCUACUUUUGGUUUCUAUAUGUUUCUUGGCGAUUCCCUGAUUUCUUGGAAAAAUAAGAAACAAACUAUUGUUGCCCGUUCUACUACCGAAGCUGAGUAUCGUACUAUGGCUCAUGCUACUGCUGAAAUUGUUUGGCUUCGUGGUCUCUUAUCUGACUUGGGCAUUCCGCAGUCUUCCCCGACCUCUCUCUAUUGUGACUAA
Messenger RNA from Camellia sinensis, 654 nucleotides. The record is from RefSeq and is a predicted model, not a curated record. NCBI's taxonomy places the organism in Eukaryota, Viridiplantae, Streptophyta, Magnoliopsida, Ericales, Theaceae.